AUGCGUCACGUUCAUUUCGCAGUGCUCCUUGGCUUUGCGGUUUUCACCUCAGCUUUGCCAUCACGCUUCACUCGUCAGAACGACGACAGUUCACCCAAGAAUGCCAAGGUGCUGAUUCUCGGAGGCGGCGUUACCGGCGUCAUCGCUGCGCGUACCCUGCAUGAGAAAGGCAUCGACGACUUCUUGAUCGUCGAAGCACGCGAUCAGCUUGGUGGAAGGAUGCAAAACUAUACUAUUGGUGUCCCCGGCAAGCAGUACACGGUUGAGGUUGGCCCUAACUGGAUCCAGGGAACGCAGACCGGCAACGGGACAGCUAAUCCCAUUCUGACCCUGGCUCGAAAGCACGAUGUCAAGAACCAGUACAAUGAUCUUGAUGGCAGUAUCACGACCUACGACUAUAAUGGGUUCAACGACUAUCGGGACCUCUUGAACACAUCAAUCGAUCAAUUUACACAAACCGGAGUAGUUGCAGGGGAACGCGUCAAGACGCAGCAGGUUGAUCUCAGCCUCCAAAGUGCAUACGGUAUCAUUGGUGCAACGCCAAAGAACCUGUAUGAAUCAGCUUGUCAGUAUUAUGAAGUUGAUUGGUCGCCGGACCAAACUUCAUGGAUCGCAUCAGCCUGGAACACGAACUUCACUUUUGAUACGGAUAUGGGUGGCUUCUCAGACGAGAAUAACCUCUGCAUCGACCAGCGUGGCUUCAAAACAAUUAUCCAGGCCGAGGCUGCUGAGUUUAUUCAGCCUCAACAGGUCUCCCUGAAUUCAGUCGUCGCGUCGAUUGAAUACAGUGAGGAUGGGGCAACAGUUACACUAACAGACGGUACUACUCUCACAUCGGACUACGUGCUUUGUACGUUUAGUCUUGGGGUACUGCAAUAUGGUGAUGUCGCGUUCAAGCCUGCUCUUCCUUCGUGGAAGAUGGAGGCGAUUCAAAGCAUGGUCAUGGGUACAUAUACCAAAAUCUUCCUGCAAUUUGAAGAGAAGUUCUGGUUUGACACUGAGAUGGCCGUAUAUGCAGACAAGGAACGUGGGAGGUAUCCGAUCUGGCAGAAUCUUGACCACGUCAACUUCUUCCCUGGCUCUGGUCUGGUCUUUGUGACCGUAACCGGCGAUUUCUCACUGCGCAUCGAGGCGAUGGAAGAUUCGGAUGUUCAAGCCGAAGUCAUGGAAGUCCUUCGAGCUAUGUACCCUACCACCACCGUUCCUGAUCCCGUCGCAUUCCAUUUCAAGCGCUGGCAUGCGGACCCCCUCUUCCGUGGCUCCUAUUCAAAUUGGCCCCCUUCUUUCCUUCCUGGUCACUCCGAAAACCUGAAGGCGACAGUGGACCAGAGACUCUGGUUUGCGGGUGAAGCUACGAGUUUGAAGUACUUCGGUUUCCUUCAUGGUGCUUAUUAUGAGGGGUUGCAUGCUGGGGAGGAGAUUGCGAAGUGCAUUGCGGGCGGGGGAUGCGCUGGAAUGCAGCAUGAGGAUUAUGUGGUUGAUGCUGAACCCUAUCCAUUCGUAUCUAUUACACCUUGAGGUGCUUACCGUCAUGUCGUAGUCACCUUGUACAGCAUCGUUCUCGAG
Messenger RNA from Suillus paluster, 1566 nucleotides. RefSeq lists its product as uncharacterized. The transcript has 9 exons. The record is from RefSeq and is a predicted model, not a curated record. Bases 1 to 1518 code for a protein of 505 amino acids. Gene Ontology annotation, molecular function: oxidoreductase activity. NCBI's taxonomy places the organism in Eukaryota, Fungi, Basidiomycota, Agaricomycetes, Boletales, Suillaceae.